Molecule: messenger RNA, 3711 nt
Organism: Nipponia nippon (crested ibis)
Lineage: Eukaryota; Metazoa; Chordata; Aves; Pelecaniformes; Threskiornithidae
Source: RefSeq, a predicted model, not a curated record
AUGUCUGAUGUGCCGGCAGCCUCGCUCUACCCCUUCGGCACAGAGGCAGGGGAUCGAGAGUGCAUCCAGAGGACAGUGGAUUUCAACUCCCCCCUGUUGAAGCCAGAGAUUGGGUUCCCCUUCGGGAAGUUGCUGCGGGAUGCUCUCUACUUUACAGAUAACGGACAGAUCAUUUUCCCACCCACGGACAACUACAUCCCCUCCAACCCCAACCCACCUCCCUGGGGCUUCAGCGGCUGGGAGAGUUUGCCGAUGGUGGCCGCCUUUUGGGACGACGCAGAUUUCUCCCAGGGUGUCGGCACCACCUGGUACCAGGUCGGGGCCACCAAAGAUGUUCUCCUGGGAGAGCCCAGCUCCCAGCUCUCCCAUUUAACCCUCUCUUUUGCCAACCGGCAGGAGUACUCCACCCUCAGCUCUACCCAAGACCCCCUUGUCCAUGAUGUGGAAGCAAAGAUUGAGAAAUACCUGAAAACACCCUAUGAAGCAAAAUGGACCUUGAAGGUGACGUGGGAGAAGGCUCCAGCGUACCCGUCGCAGCAGGAUGACACUUGGACGAGCACCUACCAGGCGGUCCUCACCACCGAUGGGAACCGUUCCUUUGCCCUGCUGCUCUACCAGGACGGUGGGAUGCGGUGGGAUUACACCAAGCUGGCUGCAGGCAAUGUGCUGAUCGGCUUCUCCAGCGGUGAUGGCUAUGCCCAAAAUAAUGAGCUGACUCAAAAGCCACCAGCUGUCAAGUACCGACCCGACCAGCACAGCAGCCUCGGCACUGAUGUGCGCGGGCUGUGGAUAUACAGGCUGGACAGUCGCUCCCGGGUGAACUACAGGCUGCAGUGCCUGGUGUGGCUGGAUGCUGAGCCAGCGCCGGCCGCCUGGAAUGGCCAGCUGCUGCCAUGCCCCUGCUCCCAGCCCCAGGCAGAGCUGGAUCUCCGCUACCGCUGGAGCAGAGACCUGGCGGAUGCCUCUGUGAGGAUGCUGCGCACUGCGUCUCCCAGCCCGUCCGGAGCCGGGGUGCGGUGUCUGUACCAAGAUGGGAGCUUGCUCGAAGGCUGGCAGGAGCGAGCAUGGAGCCCCCCCUUCCUCCCCACCGCUGACAAGGAGCUGGAGGCAUUCGACUGGUGUUGCCGGCGCGUGGGGAAGCCCCUGUUCUGUGCCAGGUUUGCUGAGAAGAGACCAAGGGUCGGCUGCGAGGGAUAUGUGCCGCCCACCCCGGCUGGUGCCUUCGGGGACCCCCACAUCACCACCCUGGAUGGACUCACCUACACCUUUAAUGGGCUUGGGGACUUUGUCCUGCUGCUGGCCAGCGAUGCCAGGACCAGCUUUGUGCUGCAUGGGCGCACGGCCCAGACUGGCACGGCCCAGGCCACCAACUUCGUGGCCUUCGCUGCACAGUACAUCUCCGCCACCACCAUAACAGUUGAGUGGGUCUUGGGGAGCCAGGGUGACAUCCAAGUACUCCUGAAUGACGAAACCAUCCAGUUUUCCUAUUCCCAAGACAUGGAUGCCAAGGUGUACUACAGCCCUGGUGUCUUGCUGGUCAACACCUCCUCCAUCACGGCUGUCUUUGACGGGGCCAUCGCCAUCUCCAUCUCGGCCACCUCCAGGAUCCUCAGUGUGGUCUGCAGCCUGCCCGAUCAGUACCGCAACAGCACCAAGGGCCUCCUGGGUGUGUGGGACCACGACCCCGCAGACGACUUCCAGAUGCCAAAUGGUACCAGCAUCCCUGUGAAUAGCAGCGAGGAGGAAAUCUACAGCUAUGGGAUGACCUGGGCUGUUGGAGAGCACAGCCUGUUUUCUCAGCCUCUGGACUCACCAGUAAUGAACUUCACACCCAUCUUCUUGUCUCAGCUGAGGCAGAAUGAAAGCCAGUACCAGCUGGCAGCCUCGCAGUGCCACGGCAGCAAGGAGUGCAUCUACGAUUCACUGAGCACGGGGGACGUGGCCCUGGGCCUGGCCACCCAGAGCCUCACAGCUGACCUCCAGAAGAAGAAGACAGUACUCAACGCCUUCCCUCCCGUCAUCACCGGUGACGCGUCGCUCACGGCCUUCAGGACAGAAAGGGUCAGGAGGCAGUACCGUGCAGUGGGGGCGGGCGCACGCUUUGUCCCCCACCUCUCACCGGAGCUCAACAUAUCGGAGAAUGGCACCCUGACGUGGGAGCCCCACGGGAUGGCCCCGCUCACCAUGAACCUGGAGGCUGUUGGGUCCAACAACCUCACCGCCCUCCUCCAGCUCCGCUUCACCCUUUGCAGCUGCAGCAGGAGCCAGGAAUGUGACUACAGCGACACCAUCACCCUCAAGGGGUCCUCCCUGCAGCUGGCAGCCUGCAGAUGUGAGGACGGCUACUCAGGGCCCUUCUGCCAGGACCCUCCAGACCCCUGUGCCCAGGGAUGCUUCCCUGGCGUGGGCUGCGACUUGCACGCCGGCUGUGGCCCGUGCCCAGCUGGCCUGACCGGCGACGGGCGGCACUGCUCAGAUAUUGAUGAGUGCGCGCAGGGGACGGCGUGCCCAGGGAACACCACCUGCACCAACACGGUGGGCAGCUAUGCCUGCUCCUGCCUGACUGGUGAGGAAGGUGAGGGGCCAGGCUGUGGCUCAGCCUGCGGCUCCCGCUCCUGCCCCGAGGGCUACUGCAGCAAUGGGGGACAUUGCCGCUUGCACCCCAUCACCUGCGCCCCCACCUGCGCCUGCCCCCCGGCUUUCACCGACCAGCACUGCCUGGUGGCGGGGGGGGAUUUUCGGCCGCUGCCCAGUGCAGAUCUCCCCCGGAGAAGCAUUCAGCUGCGGGUCAGGACGCUGCGAAACGCCACUGCUGGGGAAGUCAACGGCACCGUCUCAGCCAUCCUGGGCUCCCUGGAGGUAAAGGCUUUCCAGAGCAACACCAACAUCACCCAGAUGACAGAUGGCGAUGGCUUCACCUUCGUGGUGGUGUCCGAGUUCGCCUACGACAGCCGCAGCACCAUCAUCCGGUUCCUGAAUGAGGAGCUGCUGGGGGCCAUCACCGGCGCCUUCAACAGGCGGCGGGGGCGGCAGGAGACGGGCGUGCACCUCCUCUUCCAGCACCUGCACCGGGACAACAUCACCGACCUGGUGAAGCUGACAGUGGCUGAGCUGAGGCACUAUUUCCCCUGCGGUUUGUAUGGCUACAAAGGCUACCGGCUCCACUACGCAGGGACCAUCGGCUUCGUCUGCAUCUCCCCUUGCAAGACAGGUUACUGCCAGCAUGGCGGCCGGUGCCAGCAUCUGCCUGAGGGGCCCACGUGCAGCUGCCUCCCCUUCUCCAUCUUCUCCCCCACUGGCGCCCAGUGCGAGCGACUCUCCGUCAGCCUCGCCGCCUUCCUCAGCAUCUUGGUGGGAGCUCUGGCUCUGCUCUGCCUCCUGUUCACCACCGCCUGCCUGGCCUCGCACCUCUGCCGCCGCCGCCGCCACCAGGGGGCCAAGGAGACCUUCUGGAGGCCACAGCCCUUCUCCUGUGAGUACAUCGCUGCGAACCCCCCCACCCCAGCUCUGUUUCACCCUGGUCGUCUUCGAGCUCUGCUCAACUUCUCUGCUGCAGCUCUGAGGACAGCAGGAGAGCAGGCAGUGUCCACCCACUCCCACUCCCUGGAAAGGCGUUGGGAACCGCAGCUCCAGGCCAUCGACCCCUCAAUCCAGGUCUGCCCGGGGGUUAUUGUCCCCAUGGGGGGUCGGGGGCUGUCGGCUGGGGACUGA